Molecule: messenger RNA, 1613 nt
Organism: Episyrphus balteatus (marmalade hoverfly)
Lineage: Eukaryota; Metazoa; Arthropoda; Insecta; Diptera; Syrphidae
Product: zinc finger and SCAN domain-containing protein 12-like
Exons: 2
Coding region: 308-1507 (399 amino acids)
Source: RefSeq, a predicted model, not a curated record
UUUCGUUGACAUCCCUGUAACGAUAGGCUUCUAAACAACACAAAUUUCCUAAAUAAAAUUUCUAUUUAUUUUUAAUAAAAAUGAUAAAUUAUCUUAUAAUUCAAUAAAUGUUGCUAAAUUUGAAUGAAAUUCUAUUCAAACACCAUACAUUACCUAAUAUUAGAGCACAAUUAAUAUAAGUUUACAGUCGAUCCUUAUAUCGAGCUUUUAAAGCGCGCAAACUUAUCAGACUAUGAAAUUUUAAAACACAACAAAAAUAAUAUAGCCUUUAAAGUGUUUUGGAUUAAUAUUUAUUUAAAAAAAAAACAUGUUUACCAAGUCAGGUAAAAAGUUGGUUCGAAUACAAUCCAUUCCCGAAAAGAAAAAUGAUCUCCCAUUAUUGAAUGUGAGCUCCGAUCUCCCUCCGCCUCUAAAUUCUGUUACCAAAGAGAGUAAACAUGUCGCAAAUGGUCACAUUCAUAGUAUUCUCGAUGAACUAGUCUCGAGAGGGUGUAUUGUAACUCCCCUCUCAUCGGAAGCUACAGCAAAAGAAAAACAAAACAAUGUCCCUCCUGACGCAAAAAAGAAACCUGCAAGUAAAGAAAUCAACUUCUCAGAAAUACUUCCUGCAGAUGACUAUUCCAUAUCGAAUGACGUUCCUAAACCGAAGCAUAAAACGAAACUCAACAUCCAGCCCAGAAAAACCCAUUCAUCAGUAAACUCGAAAGCUAAUCAUCAAAUAAGGAAAGAAUUAACGAUAGAAGAAGUUUUUAGUGCCUUUAAGGCAAAAGGUUCCCUUACAGUUCCACCACCAUCCUCCGAUCAACAUUCACCAAUACUUAUAACUGAUGAAAGGACAACUCCAGUGGAGUCUUCUUUAUCAAAAGAAUUACCGCCGCCACUGGAAGUGACUAUUGCAGAGCCACCAUCAAAAGCACAAACCAGAAAAACUAUAAAUGGAACUGAGUACGUACCUUAUACUCCCGAUCCAAAUGCUGUUAAACGGGAACGUGCCAUUCAAGUAACUAAUAUAAAAAAAGAAACUCUGGAAACUGCUGUUCAAUGUGGCUUAAUAGAAGAUGACGAAAUCUCUUCAGAAAGUUCUGAAGAAUCUGUUUGGAUAAGUGAUAUAAUUGAGGAAUAUGAAUUCAUUGAAGACAACAACAUGUAUGAAUGUCAAAUUUGUGGUGAAGUAUGUCCAAGUCGAUCGUCUAAUUUGAAACACUCAAUGGUUCAUUUGGAGAGUAGUUUGUUGUGCUUUCGAUGUGGACGUUUAUUUGCAACUCCUUCAAAACUAAAUGCCCACGAAGCUAAAACAUAUGGGAAUGAUAAAAUUGCAAUUAAGAAAGCAUUGCGUUGCCCGAAAUUGAAUUGCUUGAAAGCAUUUCACUCGAAACGACAAUUAUUUGAACAUAUUGAACAGCACAGUAUUAGAGUAAGUGAACAGCGAUGUAGUAAAUGUCAGCGUUCUUUUCCCACACCGUUGCUCUUACUGUCGCAUGUUAAUCGAAGGAAUUGUUGGAGAUGAUUGUUGUUGAAGGUGAUGUGUAUAUUUGUAAAUAAAGACUAUUAUUUGUUUCAAUUAAAUCAGAAGCAAAUGGGCAAUAAAUUAUUAUUUUCGAUUUUUUAAAAUA